AAUGAAUAUGAAACACUUUCAGUCAUGCAAUGGGCUUACAUUUCAGAAUGGAACGUAUUCCGCAUCAUCGUUGAUCUCUAUUUGGCUGGAACUGACACAACAGCUAAUACUUUGAGAUGGUCCCUGGUUCAUAUGGUAAAUCAUCCGGAUGCUCAGAAGAGGGUGCAACAGGAAAUUGAUCAGGUAAUAGGUCAAGGUCGUGUUGCCAAGAUGGAGGACAAGGACAGGAUGCCAUUCACAGAAGCAACCGUACUGGAGGUCUUUCGUUUGUCCACCGUUGUCCCUCUUGGAGUUCCCCAUGCCACCAGUGAAGCAACCAACUUGGCAGGAUACACUUUUCCCAAGGGAACGGUAAUACUGGGAGAUUUGUACCGGGUUCUCCACGAUAAGAAUAACUUCGAAGAUCCUUACAAGUUCAAACCAGAAAGAUGGCUGGAUGGCGACGGUAAAGUGGUCAAGUCGGACAAACUGAUACCGUUUUCUAUGGGACCCCGUAUUUGCCUGGGCAAGGGACUGGCGGAAAUGGAAUCGUUCAUUUUCUUCACCACGUUGCUUCAGAAUUUUACCUUCAAGGUACCAGAAGGCGAGAAACCACCCGAUGGAGUGGAAGGCCUCAACGCGUUCACUUUCACGCCAUACCCCUACAACGUGUGCGCUGUUAGACGCUAGAACGGAGAUACACUGUACCUUACU
Messenger RNA from Lingula anatina, 693 nucleotides. RefSeq names its product cytochrome P450 2J6. The record is from RefSeq and is a predicted model, not a curated record. Gene Ontology annotation, biological process: xenobiotic metabolic process. Gene Ontology annotation, molecular function: iron ion binding; steroid hydroxylase activity; heme binding. Gene Ontology annotation, cellular component: intracellular membrane-bounded organelle; cytoplasm. Lineage: Eukaryota; Metazoa; Brachiopoda; Lingulata; Lingulida; Lingulidae.